Molecule: messenger RNA, 1603 nt
Organism: Vollenhovia emeryi
Lineage: Eukaryota; Metazoa; Arthropoda; Insecta; Hymenoptera; Formicidae
Gene: Seipin
Product: seipin
Exons: 5
Coding region: 445-1455 (336 amino acids)
Biological process (GO): lipid storage; lipid droplet organization
Cellular component (GO): endoplasmic reticulum membrane
Source: RefSeq, a predicted model, not a curated record
AGGCCCGACGGAAGGGGGGGAUGCUCGACAUCUACAGAAUCGCGCCGUGUGCUGUUCACGCGCUCGAAUCAUGUUUACAUUUACUUACACAUAACCUUUCGGCUCUCCCGGGCACUGCGGUUGGAGAUGCAAAAACACCUUGUUGAUAUCCGCGUAGCCUCGGAAGUACUCGGCCUGUUAUCAUCCGACCGAUGUUGGAUGCGGAGCCGACGUCGCUCGCUCUCCUCAGUCUCGUCUCUCGUGGUCGCACCUGAAAGUUUUCCGAUAUAUCAGACUACGUCGGCCGAUGCGCGCAUUAAAGUGAAAUUAUGAAGGGAAUUUAGCAAUUGAACGGGCGUUUAAUUCGUCGUUAUGUAACUAUCGGUUAUCGGAACGCAAUCAGCAUCCCUGAAGGAAGAGAGAAAAAAAAAUCUUAUCGCGCAGUUUUCGGCAUAAUUGUGCAAAAUGUUGAUCUCGCGCUUCCUACGUGAGAUUAGUAAGAAGUGGUUUAACGUACGGAAAACCACGAGGCAGAGCAUGCAGUCUGCCAGAGACACGGUUUUCCGCGGCGGUGUCGUUGUCAUCAGCACCGUCUUCAUUAUCUGGCUGUCCAUAUUUCUUUAUACGGUUUUUUACUACUCCUACAUGCCCAGCAUGUCGUACGUACGUCCCGUACAUUUACAAUUCAAGUCGUGCGACGAGAACAAGGGAAUUUGUAGCUUUCCACAGGCUCGCGUACAGCUGACCAAGAAGCAGCAGAUUCUGAUGGUAGGACAACCGUAUAAAGUAAACUUGCAGCUAGAAAUGCCAGAAUCGCCAGCGAACAAAGAGCUCGGUAUGUUUAUGGUUUGCGCGCAAUUGCGAAGCCGCGAUGGAUACCUCGUGGAGCAUACGUGUAAGUCAGCCAUGUUACAUUACCGCAGCACACUGUUACACACGCUUACAACUCUCACGUUUUCGCCGAUGAUGAUUUUUGGAAACGCCGAAGAGAAGCAAGACGUUGUCCUUGAAUUGUUUGGCAAUUUUGAAGAGGACCAGAGCCAUCCAGUGACAAUUAUUUUCAUUGAGAUUCAAUCACGGCACAUAGAAUUCUAUUCCGCCAAUCUUAUGAUAAAUGCUCACUUGUCGGGAUUACGUUACUGGAUGUUUUAUUGGCCCAUUCUAUCAACCUGCGUUGGCAUUUGUACAAAUUUGUUUUUCAUAAUGCUCGUGUGUACGUUGUCGUACGUACACUUUGGAACCGAAGAGGAAAGUUCCGACGAAACUUUCAGUUACGAAAAGGGCGAGAUAGAAGACGACCAUGAUCUCAAGAGCGAUUUGUCAGACACAUCAUCUCAGGAAGAUACAUUAUCCGUAACAGACCUCAAAAGUGAGGAGAAGAGUAUAGAAGGGGAAAAACUUGUUAAGGGAGAACCGAGCUAUAUCCAGGAAAUUUCCACGCUAAUUGCUGAGUCAUCGAGUGGAGCGACGAGUUAAAAUAAUUUAUUGCGCUUAGAAAUGUGAUUAGUCUAUGUAAUAUAAAAAUGAAUUUUACAAAUGGUUGUUUAUAAGUAAUUUAUAAUUAUCGAGAUGAAUAAGGUAGGGAAAAGCACUGAAGUGAAAAUAUAUUUUUUCGUAUUCCCUA